GUCGAUCUAGUUUAUCAUUAGCAAUUUUCUAGAUGGAAGUGCUUAUACAGGGCACUAUCAGUGCCUUGGGUUACUUGGAAGAUGGUGUUUAUUACCAAGAACCUGAUUGCUUUGAAACAAUACGCGACUUGAUCAGAUUCCUUCGCACUGAUAAUCACAACCUUCUUGCUCGUAAGAUAUGUGGGGAACGAAAUAUCAUUAUCAACGAUUUGAUUCCUAUCAUCAAAUCAGACAAUCUCAAAGACAAGAUGUUUGAUAUAACGCUCAGGUUGCUGGCAAAUCUUACCCAACCAGCUAUUGUGAGCCUCCAAGGCAAGCAACCAGAGGAUCGCGACGAGUGGCAGACUUACUGGUUGCUGGAAGAGAACUUGAGAAGAGCAAAGCUUGCCUUUGCUGAUGUCAAGUUCUUUACUGUUCUUAAAGAAAAGUUAGAAAAGUAUUUCCUUGAAAUAGAAUGGGAAGAUCGCUUCGAAGAAGACCGUUUGAUGAUGGAGCGUAUCAUUGUUCUUUUACGGUACAUUUUCGCCAUCCCUGCGACUGAUAGAGAUGGAAAGAGAACCACGACAGAUAUCAGCAGUCAUGACCGCCUCAUCUCCGCAUUUUUAGAGUCGGGUAUCGAUCAAGUUUUGAUCCAUAUAGCAUCGGAGUCAAAAGAGCGAGAUUUCCAUCUCUCCAUUCUAGUCAUCUUUGCUAUGAUUCUAAAGGAGCAUAACGUUGAAGACAUCGUUGCAGCUGGUCGAGAUAGAACAGCUGAAGAGAAGGAAAGGGCGGAAGAAGAGCUGCGACAAAUUGUUGAAGCUGAAAAGGCAAAACUGGAUGCGCAACGGAGGAAAGUACUUGCAAGCAGGCAUUCGAGGUUUUGUGGAUCCUACGUUGUGAAAGGCUUGUCAGCUGUCAACAAAGAGAAGGACAUGGUAGUGGUCAAACCGAUCAAGACUAUAAACGAUUUGAAUUUUAUGGAUGAAAGGAAAGCAAAGAAAACGAUUGCAAAAAAUCGCAGACCAUUCGACGCUCAGGAAAAAACCCAUCUGUCUUCAAUGGAGUUACGAAUAAAACUGAAGAAGUUUGUGGAAGAUGUCUUAUCCAAGUGCUUCAACCGACUGCUGAAAAGUACAAAAGAGCUGGCUUUUGACACGAGGCUAUCAGCAGGACAGAGGAAUGCGGAUCUGCACUUUUUUCUCCUCAUGACUUUCAUGUUGAAAUAUACUCGUUUAGCAAAGAGUGCAUCCUCCAAGGUUUCCUCUUGUCUUCAUGUGGAGGCUUUUCACCAUAUUCAAGUUCAUAUAAGUAACUAUCUGGAAAGUGCCGCAACUAUGCGCAAAGAAGCCAAAUACUACGGAAUUCGCGCUCAGUAUGCGUUGAGCGCCUACAAAGAGUUAAUCUUAUUUCACCAACAUCUUAUGGAUCAUGGUUCAAAAGAGGAGAAAGACAUAGCUCAUAGUACUUGCGGGCACAUCUUGAUUGUAGAAGAAUAUCGAGAGAUGGGAGUGGUGUUGAUGCGGAAGUUCAUGCCUGGAGUACUCUCAAAGACCUUCCUUCGCGAACUUGUUUUGUCGACGCAUUACUAUUUGCGUCUUCUUGAGAAAAGUGUGAAAUCUGGUGAGCUCACAACAGUGAAGAAAAGGACCAAAGUUCGACGGAAGACAAACAGAAUGAAGGCCACAGAGAAAUUUGGGCCAGAGCCGCUUCCUGCUGUCGUAGACAGUAUGAGCGAAGAGGAUCUUGAGCAUAAAUGGACACGAAUCAACGACGAGUUAAUGGAAGUCAUACUUGGUAACAUCGAAAUGUCAUCAGAUCAAAUUCCAAUCAACUCUUUGCUCGAUGUUGAAGAGGAGUCGCAUCAGAAGUUUGCUAUGCUCAAGGUCCAGCGAGCUCUGCGUGAAGGGCGUCCUGCUGAUGCUAUGGGUUUAUAUCGAGCAUCGAGAGCAAUGUGGCUAGCUGACGGCGUUUUUGGCACACCCGAUAUGGAUGCUGAGAAAGAAAAGUCUGAAUUACGGGAGAUCUUCUUUGCAGAUCUCAAGCAGGUUGCUGAUCUGCUUCUCGACGCGGAAAAAGCGGCACAGAAAAAGUUCACUGAAAAUUCAUUGAUAGAUGAUGCUGAGGAUGAAGACAUGUACAGCGAUGAAGAUGACGAAGACGAACCGAGAUAUAAAACAAAAGAGAUAAACUUCGACUUCAGUGAAUACGUUGACAAGUACGCUAAGACAGAAGUUUUGCGAUGGUACGUAUUUCUUCUAAACGAUUUUGCCACGAAUUCGAUUGAACUCAACAGAGCUUUGGUGAAACUUCUUCAUCGGGUCGCAUUUGAUCUGAAGAUGCCUAGCAGGCUGUUUCAGUUGUCGCUAUUUCGAAUUUUGGCUCAAGUGCGAAAGCAUUUUGAUGGGGUUCGAAAAGAGGACAUGAAAAAGAACCGUUUGUUUGAUCUCUACACUUUUGGCUAUCAUUUGCUGAAGAGGUUCUUCUCAUGCUUUGAAGUGCUUGGCGACAAAAUCUUCCCUGAGAUACUAUUCUGGAAAGGCGCUAGGGAGUGCUACGAAAUCGAACAUGGCUACGGUACCUAUGAGGGAGCUAAGAAACGUAAAGACGAUGGCACGUGGACCGAAGAGCUGGAAGAUGAACUACGCUCACUUUACAACGAAUAUCGAGACAUGGAUGAAAGGCCGGAAGGAAUGGAUGUGCUUGAUUUCAUCGAGCCGAACCUGAGCAGACCUAGAACACGCAAGCAAAUUUUACGCAAAAUGAAAGAGUUCAAUCUGGAUCCCCUCGGCGCCAAAGCGAACAAGGGGUCCAUAUUAGACCGCAACUUUCCUCUUGUCCAAAUGAAACAGCUGAUUGAAGAGUACAACGCUAAGGAGAACAAAGACGAGGACCUCGUGAACUACAUACGAGCAGGACUUGCUGAAAGCCAUGGCGAAUUCUCGCGGCAGAAGAUUAUCAAGCAAAUGAAUUACAUCGGAGUUGAGUAUGAGAAGAAGAAGAAGUCAACGUCUAAGAAGUAUAGGGAAUGGUCAGAAGGUCUUCGAACAGAGUUAGCUGCGCUGAAGAUGCAGUACGACGAGAUGGAUGCAGAAGAUCAUGAGCUUAUUGACUUGGUCGACUACGUGAUGCGACGACUGAGUGAGAAAAGACCGAGACGACAAGUCGAAAAAGAGCUUGAAUCUAUUGGCGCUGUGAUCAAACCUCGCGACAAGCCAAGGGCCACGAAAAGAAAAUCCAGAAAAGCAAAAGAUGUUAGCUACAAUGAAGAAGGAGAUGAAGCAGGAAGUCAUCAUAGCGAGAACAGUGAUGCUGAGCUUGAACUUGAUGAGCCUUCGGAUGAUGAUCAUAACGAUGCCAUAGGAACGACAGGUGAUAUGGAGAAAGAGAACACAAAUCCAUCUACGAUGCUCGAAAAAACGAAAGAACCCCCUAGAGAUGAUAUGGAUGAGGAAGUAGCGUUGAAAACGCCUUCCGUAGACGCGAGAUCAAACGAGGAGCCAACUGUAAAUGCGACUGUUAAAAGCUCUCACAAAAGAAAGCGAGUUCUUGCCAGUUCCGAUGAGGAAGAUGACUCUCCUGUAGAAGAGCGUAAAGAGAAAACACCAGAACCAGAUGAAGAAUCAAUCAGGUCGUCACCACUGUCGCUAAAGAAGAAAAAACAGCGCGUUAUUGUUAGUGACUCGGAUGACGAUUGAAUUCGCCAAAUCUUCCUUUGUCUGA
Messenger RNA from Cylicocyclus nassatus, 3699 nucleotides. The record is from the annotation of a GenBank genome assembly. NCBI's taxonomy places the organism in Eukaryota, Metazoa, Nematoda, Chromadorea, Rhabditida, Strongylidae.